Messenger RNA from Stegastes partitus (bicolor damselfish), 2451 nucleotides. RefSeq names its product UDP-GlcNAc:betaGal beta-1,3-N-acetylglucosaminyltransferase 3-like. NCBI's taxonomy places the organism in Eukaryota, Metazoa, Chordata, Actinopteri, Pomacentridae. The record is from RefSeq and is a predicted model, not a curated record. Gene Ontology annotation, cellular component: Golgi membrane. The coding region runs from base 1 to 1587 and encodes 528 amino acids. The transcript has 4 exons. Gene Ontology annotation, molecular function: UDP-glycosyltransferase activity; methyltransferase activity; hexosyltransferase activity. Gene Ontology annotation, biological process: poly-N-acetyllactosamine biosynthetic process; protein O-linked glycosylation.
AUGCACCUCUCAGAAGAUCUCUCCUGGACCAGCAACACUGCAUCACUGGCCAAGAAAGCUCAUCAGUGUCUCUACAUCCUGCCCAAGUUGAGAAGAGCCCCGCCCCCCAUCAUGUCCACCUUCUACAGAGGCACCAUCGAGGGCAUCCUCUCCAGUUGCAUCACUGUGUGGUACAGCUCCUGCACUCACAGGAUGCUUCAGUGUAUCGAGAGAGCAGCGGAGAAGAUCGUUGGUGCCUCUCUCCCCUCCCUCCAGGACGUCAUACAGCAUCCAUCACACAUGCAGAGCCAUCUGCAUAGCGGUCGAUUCUACCCACCUGUCACACAACCUCUUCAGUCUGCUGCCAUCAGGGAGGAGACUGCAGAGCCUGAGGGCCAGGACCAGCAGACUUCAGGAGGGCUUUAUCCACCAGGCUGUUUUCAGUUGGAUCUAGAUCUGGUGAUUGCGCAGGCUAAGGCAUGCAUUUCAAAAAAGACAAUCUUCAUCACCACUCUCUUGCUGAUGGGAGUUUUUGUUGUUGUUGUUAAUCUUUGGUUCCCUGAAGAUUUGAUCAACUACAAAUGCAUCCUCCUUCAAGCAGAUGUGAGAAAGUCUGUCAACCAUUCAAAGCCAGCAACCACAAGUUCUACUUAUAAAUACUCCUGGCCAAAAUGUCAGACAAGCAUAUCUGCUGCCAGCGUCCCCGGCUUCAACUCACUUCCUCGUCGUGUACAAGACUUUCUCUAUCAUCGCCACUGUCGACAUUUUCCCAUGAUACUGGAUGUUCCUGACAAAUGUGGAGGAGCUGAAGGAUCUGCAGAAGUCUUUCUUCUACUGGUCAUUAAAAGUCCUCCUGUGAACUACGACCGUCGAGAGGUGCUGCGUAAAACCUGGGCUAAAGAGAGAUUGCAGAACGGUGUGUGGAUCCGAAGACUUUUCAUCUCAGGAACCAGGGGUGAUGGUUUUGAGAAAAAAAGACUGAACAACCUCCUUGAAUUGGAGCAACAUGAGAACAAUGACAUCCUCCAAUGGGACUUUAUUGACACACACUACAACCUCACAUUGAAACAAAUCCUCUUCCUGGAAUGGAUGGAAAGAAACUGUCCACAUGUUCGCUUCCUGAUGAAUGGUGAUGAUGAUGUUCUUGCUCACACAGACAACAUGGUUAACUAUCUACAAGCCCUUAAGGACAAUAAUGGAAAAAGGCACCUCUUUACUGGAAAUGUGAUGAAGAAUCAGGGGCCCAUUCGAUCACCAGACAGUAAAUAUUAUGUUCCAGUUCAGGUGUACGAGUCAGAGUCAUAUCCUGAUUUCUGUAGUGGUGGAGGCUUCCUGUUGUCUGGCUACACAGCUCAUGUCAUAUACAACAUGUCCCAGUCCAUCACCCUUCUUCCCAUGGAUGAUGUUUACAUUGCAAUGUGUGUGGACAAAGCAGGACUUCGUCCUGAAUCCCAUGUUGGAGUGAAGGCUUUUGGACAUCACGGCCCCUCUAAUGCUGACCCAUUAGACCCUUGUUUUUUUAGAGAUAUUCUACUUGUUCACAGAUUCCUUCCACUUGAUUUAUAUCUGAUGUGGAACAGCUUACAUGAUCCUGAUCUGAAAUGCUAACUUUAUUUGGCACACCUGUACAAUCUAAUGUGAUCCAGUCUAAUUGUGACACUGAUUUCUUUCAGUUGUGAACAAAAGUUUUGAUAUAGUUAUAAAGGUCAUGUGUAUCAUGGCAGUUUUGAAAUUCCAAUGACUUCUAUAACUCUUUAUUUUCUAUGAUGGAGUCAUUGAAACAUGUUUCUUUAGAACAUAAAACAUUUUGGCGCUUUCAUAGAUUCUUCUGAAAAUAUGUCAAAAUCUCCUGGGUCAAAAAUAUACUUACAAUAAUGUUAACAGUUGCUUAGCGAUCCAUGAGCUUCUGGUUGUAUAUUUUCCCACUCCUCAUGACAGAACUGGUGCAGGAGAAGGUCAAAAACCUUAAUUAUACCCUUUUUGAAAGUUUUUAUUUUAAAUUACUUUUGGGGUUUGGGGUCAUUGCCCCACUUGAAAAUCCAACUGCAUCCAGGAUCCAACCUUCUGGCUGAUCAUUUUAGGUUUUCUGAAGAAUUUGGAGCUCAUCACCUUCGUCAUUAGUCCAUUUACUUUGCAUAACACAACAGUUCCACUGGCACCAAAACAGCCCUAGAGCAUAAUACUGCCACCACCAUGCCUGACAGUAGGUAUGGUGUUCUUGGGGUUAAAGGCCUCACCUUCUCUCCUCCAAACAUAUUGCUGGCCAUUGUGACCAAAUAGCUCGGUUUUUGUUUCAUCUGACCACAGAACUUUCCUCUGGAAGACUUUUUCCAUGUGAUGAGCAGCAAACUUCAGUCAAGCCUCAAGGUGCUGCUUCUAUAGAAAGAGCUUCUGUCUUGCAAGGCAGCCUCUCUAUGGAAAUGUAAAACACACUUGACUGUGGACACUGACACCUUUGUUCCAGCAGCUUCU